UCUUAUCUUCUUCACCUUCACACCUACAUACACAACAACUGAAACCAAAAGGCGUGAGAAACAUGGCGCUCACACCACGAUGGUCUCACACUCUAUUGCUUGCAGUGCUGGGAACUGCAGCUGCAUCUGAGCUUCAGAUGCCUCUAAUACCGUCUCAACAGAAACCCCUGGGAGCUAAUCACGCACUUGUUAAGCCGGUGGUCGACACCGAUGAUCUGCAGGACAGCAUCAAGGUCGACAACCUUUUCAGCCGUGCUAAGGACCUCUAUGCCAUCGCAGAGCUAUCCGAGCCAGAAUAUGGCCAUCCGACUCGAGUUAUCGGGAGUGAGGGCCACAGCGCGACGUUGGAUUAUAUUUAUUCAGCGAUAGAGGACCUUGGUGAUUAUUACACCCUCUCGAGCCAGCCAUUUCCCGCCAACAUAGGGCACAUUUACGAGUCUCGCCUCAUUAUUGGCCAUCACUUAACCAAGUCCUCCUCACCCAUGUCUAUGACUCCGCCAACAGCUGGUAAAGAGCCUGUUCAUGGUGAUCUGGUUCUCGUAGCAAACGAAGGAUGCGACGCGUCUGAUUAUCCUGCUAACCUCACUGGCAACAUCGCGUUCAUCCUUCGCGGCACGUGCCCCUUUGGCACUAAAUCACUGAAUGCGGGCAAGGCCGGUGCAGUUGCUGCCAUUGUGUUCAACUACGAGUCAGGACAAGUCUCCGGUACCCUGGAGAGCCCCAGCCCGGACCAUGUCGCCACUUUUGGCUUAUCGGGCAAAGAAGCGGGUCCCAUCCUUCAACGUUUGAAGGAUGGCGAGGUCAUUAAUUCGAUCGCGUAUAUCAACUCGGAUGUCAACCAGAUCCAGACCACCAACAUCAUCGCACAGACCAUCGAAGGCGACCCGGACAACUGCGUCAUGCUCGGUGCCCACUCUGACAGCGUCGCCGAAGGACCGGGCAUCAACGACGACGGCUCGGGCAGCAUCACGCUUCUCGAAGUCGCGACGCAGCUGACCAACUUCAGCGUCAAGAACUGCGUGCGCUUCGCGUGGUGGGCCGGCGAAGAGGAGGGCCUCCUCGGCUCAGACUACUACGUCGAAGUGUUGCCGGAAGAGGAAAACAAGAAGAUCCGCCUCUUCAUGGACUACGACAUGAUGGGCAGCCCGAACUUCGCCUACCAGGUGUACAACGCGACCAACGCCGCGAAUCCAACCGGCUCGGAGCAGUUGAGGGACUUGUAUAUUGACUGGUACACGGCGCAGGGCUUGAACUAUACGUUUAUUCCGUUCGAUGGCCGCAGCGACUACGACGCUUUCAUCCGCAACGGUAUUCCCGGCGGAGGUAUCGCGACGGGUGCUGAGGGCGUGAAGACGAAGGAAGAGGAGAUCAUGUUUGGCGGAAAAGCAGGUGAUUGGUAUGACCCUUGUUAUCACCAGCUGUGCGAUGACAUUGGGAAUGUCAAUGCGACGGCGUGGUUGAUCAACACUAAGCUCGUCGCGCACUCGGUCGCCACCUAUGCCCUCUCGUUCAAGGGCUUCCCUGAGCGAACAACAACCACUACCCCGAUGAAUGUCUAUGGUCGGUCGGCCAAAUACCAUGGACAUCGCCUCGUUUUGUAAGAUCGUUUUGGAAUAUAUUUAUGAAUCGUGUAUAUGACUGUUAAUUAAAUUGAAAUAUAAUUCAUAUUCACUGCAUGUUGGAAUAGCUAUCACAUAAGCAGUUCUUAGGUAUAUAAGGCAUUUCUGUUGAAUACCUAGUAGCCUUAUCCAUCUUGAACUUGGAGAAUACACAUACAGAGUUUUACAA
Molecule: messenger RNA, 1788 nt
Organism: Hypoxylon fragiforme
Lineage: Eukaryota; Fungi; Ascomycota; Sordariomycetes; Xylariales; Hypoxylaceae
Product: Zn-dependent exopeptidase
Exons: 3
Coding region: 63-1601 (512 amino acids)
Biological process (GO): proteolysis
Molecular function (GO): metalloexopeptidase activity; aminopeptidase activity
Source: RefSeq, a predicted model, not a curated record